AUGCUCAGCCGGAACCUGAAGUUUCAGUAUCUGAUCUAUGAGCCGCAGAGCUACGAGCAGCUCAGCAUCGUCGGCAUCUUCGGCUGCAUCAUGUACUUCUUCGUGGUCGGUGUGAAGGCGGACCUGGGGCUGAUCCCCAAGGUGGGCAAGAAGCCGGUGGCCAUCGCCUUGUUCUGCACCCUUCUUCCCGUCGUGUCCGUCUACAUCACGGCCACCGCCCUGAGGCACAAGAUCCCUCCCCCGAACUCAACCUCCUCAGCUCCAAGCUCGGCCGCCUCCUGCAUCAACACCUACGUUCUGAGCGUCAAGAUCGUCUCCCCGCUGAGGGGGUUGGAGGCGCUAUCCUGCCUCGCUGCCUUAGUGGUGAUCAUCAUGUUCGUCUUGAGGCCGCUGGUGCUGUGGCUCAUAAGACGGACGCCGGAGGGGGCACUCCUGGACGAGGCCAGCUUCGUGGCGGUGCUGCUGAUGGCGUUUGUGUGCGCGUUGCUGGCCGGGAUCAUCGGGUACGACGUCUUCACGGGGCCCUUCUUCUUCGGGCUGGUGCUGCCGGGGGGAGCCCCGUUGGGGGCGACGCUGGUGGAGCGCAUGGACAGGAUGGUGAUGGGGUUGUUUCUGCCCGUCGCCAUCGUUCAAGCCGGGACGAGGAUGAGGAUGUUGCUGCUCACCGACACCUUGCGCUGGGGCCUCUUCGAACUCUUUCUGGUGAUCUGCGUGGUGUCCAAGUUCCUGGGCGUCAUCCUCCCCUGCCUCUACUGCAAGAUGCCGCACCGCGACACCGUCUCCCUGGCGCUCAUGAUGACCACCAAGGGCAUCUACGAAAUAGUGGCCGCCACGCUGUGGCAGGAUGACCGUAUUCUGUAUGACGAGGAGUACACCAUCACCCUCCUCACCGUCCUCGUCUUCGGCGGCGGCACCGCCCCCAUGGUCAAGUACCUGUACCGGCCGGAAGAUCGCUACGUGGCCUACAAGCGCCGCACUCUGCAGCACGCCAAGCCCGGGGACGAGCUCCGCGUCCUCGCAUGCAUCCACGAGCAGGACAACGUCAACACCGCCCUCGCCCUCCUCCAGGCCUCCGGCCACUCCCACGACUCGCCCAUCUACGUCUACGUCCUCCACCUCCGCCGUCUCAUCGGCCGGACCGACGCCGUCCUCGAUCCCCAUAAGCGCCGCAACGAGACCUUCUCCUCGGUCUCCGCCCUCUCGCAGUCCGACCACAUUGUGAACGCCUUCCGGCAGUUCGAGCAGCAGCACUCGGACGGCGUCUGGGUCCUCCCUUACAUCUGCAUCUCCCCUUACAACACCAUGCACGACGACGUUUGCUCCCUCGCCCUCGACAAAAAGGUCACGCUCGUCAUCCUCCCCUUCCACAAGAACGUCGAAGCCGACGGCAGCAUCAUUUUCGUGAACCCCGCCGUCCGGUCCGUAAACGUGAACGUCCUCCGAUACGCGCCCUGCUCCGUGGCCAUCCUCGUCGACCACGGGAUCUCCGACUGCGGGAAGCUGCUGCAGCACGUGGCGGUCUACUUCCUGGGCGGGGCCGACGACCGGGAGGCUCUGGCCUACGGCUCACGCAUGGCGAAGCGGGCGGCCAUCCGGCUCACGGUGGUGCGCUUCCUCCCGCCCAAGGUGUGGCGGGAGGAAGGGCAGGAGGAGAAGAUGGACGACAAGAUGUUGACGCAGUUCCAGCACGAGAUGGUGGACGGAAAGCAGGUGGUGUACAGGGAGAAGGUGGUGCAGGACGGGGAAGGGACGGUGGCCGUGAUCCGCCAGACGAGCGCCGAGUUCAACCUGCUGAUCGUGGGGCGGAGGAAGGGGAAGGAUUCGCCGCUGACGACAGGGAUGUCGAUGUGGAGCGAGUACCCGGAGCUGGGGAUCAUCGGCGACUUGCUGGCCGCGACGGAUUUCGGCGGCCGGGUGUCCACGCUGGUGGUGCAGCAGCAGGUGAUGGUGAUGGGAGCAGCGGCGCAAAGUGCGGAUAGCCCCAAGAGCCCUUCGACCGGGCGCGGGCGCCAGGUUGCACCGGAAGCCCAAAUCUGA
Musa acuminata AAA Group (dessert banana) is the source of this 2037-nucleotide messenger RNA. RefSeq names its product cation/H(+) antiporter 15-like. The record is from RefSeq and is a predicted model, not a curated record. Gene Ontology annotation, biological process: proton transmembrane transport; regulation of pH. Bases 1 to 2037 code for a protein of 678 amino acids. The transcript has 3 exons. Gene Ontology annotation, cellular component: endomembrane system; membrane. Gene Ontology annotation, molecular function: antiporter activity. Lineage: Eukaryota; Viridiplantae; Streptophyta; Magnoliopsida; Zingiberales; Musaceae.